This is a messenger RNA of Fusarium tjaetaba, 510 nucleotides long. RefSeq lists its product as uncharacterized. Lineage: Eukaryota; Fungi; Ascomycota; Sordariomycetes; Hypocreales; Nectriaceae. Bases 1 to 510 code for a protein of 169 amino acids. The record is from RefSeq and is a predicted model, not a curated record. The transcript is spliced from 2 exons.
AUGAAAUUCUUCACCCUUCUCGGUUUUGUCUCCUUGACUCUGGCGCUCGCCACCAAGCCAAUUGAACGCGAUGUCAAGGAAGAGAUGAAACAUCCUUCUUUUGGAGAUGUUAAAUACACUAAGAUUGAUGGUACAGACGUUGGUUCUAUCAAAGUUACCAGGUCAGAUGUCCAGGAACGAGGUGUCGUCAGCCUGGAGAAACGUCUUGAUGGCAUUCAUGUUCCCUACGGCGUUGCGGAUCCUCAACCCAUGCUCAUGGCUGGAGUCACUAUCUCAUUCAUCAUGGUCGCACAGUGGGUGAGACAAGGAGGUCAUAAUGUUUACACCUACGUCUGUAAUGGCCUCAAAUUCUCGAACCCUACUUCCCGGAACAAGGUCGUCUCUGUGGUAGCUAAUGGAGUUGCUGUUCUGAGGAAUCAGCCAGUCCCGGCUCGUUUGGCCGCCCAGAUUGGUGCGCCAGAGGAAGGGUAUGGUAGUGAAAUUUCCAUCAUAGUCGGAAACUCCCAGUAA